This is a messenger RNA of Drosophila serrata, 693 nucleotides long. RefSeq lists its product as uncharacterized. NCBI's taxonomy places the organism in Eukaryota, Metazoa, Arthropoda, Insecta, Diptera, Drosophilidae. The record is from RefSeq and is a predicted model, not a curated record.
AUGGCCUCUUUGGGUAGUCUCUCAAAGCACCAGAGGAGCAAGAGAGCUCCCAUUCCCUGGUUGAUUUUUCCCACCACCUCGCCCACCCGUGUCAUGUUCAUUGGUGGCAUUGGUAUUCCUCUGGAGGAUCUCAAUUAUGAGGCGGUGACUACUGGUUAUGUCCUCAAGGUGGAAUACUGGCUGCCCAUAACUCCCGAUGAUCUGAGGACACCCACAGCUCUGCCCCUCACCCAGGUGGCCACGCCAGGUAUUACAGGUGCGAGAAGACAGCGGAAGCCCAUGUUCGAGAACUUUCUGGUUGGAGUGGAUGAGCUGGGGAAGAACACCAGGAAGCUGCUGACCAGGACCAAUAAGGUUCUGAGCAGUUAUCGCUGGACUGUGUACAAGGGACUGGAAGGAUUGGCGGAUCGACUAGGCUACCAGGGCAGGAUCUGUGUGCUGAAGAGCAUCUGUGAGGCAGCCGAAGAGCCUUUUCACUUUGCCAAUGGUCUCUUUGCGGAUAUUAUGCAUAUACUGUUGACACCCUCCUCCUCCGUGGACAAGCUCUCAGAGCAUGCGGACAACGAGUAUUAUUAUGCGGAAAAGGUGGGUCACUCCGGUGCUGGCUGCGAUCGGGUCUUCAAGGAGUGCCGGCUAAGUCUGCUCCAGCACUUUAGUGAACUGCAUCACAACCUGGACAAGGUAUUAUUUUAA